AUGGCAGAAGGCAAGAUGUUGGAGGUUGCUCCUCAUUCCCGGCCCGUUCAGACGCAGUCGAAGCCGAAGCAGGUGCAUUACCCGUUUUGGUUUGGAGGGUCGGCCUCAUGCUUUGCUGCGUCCGUGACGCACCCGUUAGAUUUAGUUAAGGUCCGGUUACAGACUCGUACACCCGAUGCGCCGAAGACUAUGGUCGGGACCUUUGUCCACAUCGUGAAGACUAAUGGCGUCACGGGUUUAUACGGUGGUUUGUCAGCCGCGAUGCUACGUCAAAUCACAUACUCCACAACGCGCUUCGGUAUCUACGAAGAAUUGAAGUCGCGCGUUGUCUCGCCCACCUCAGAUCCCAACCGCGCACCAAGUCUCCUCACUCUCAUCGGGAUCGCCUCUGCCUCCGGCCUCAUCGGUGGCAUUGCAGGCAACCCAGCUGAUGUGAUGAACGUUCGCAUGCAACACGAUGCAUCGCUCCCUCCUGCCCAACGACGCAACUACCGACACGCAUUCCACGGACUCAUCCAGAUGACCCGGACAGAGGGAUUCAGUUCUCUCUUCCGCGGUGUGUGGCCUAACUCAACCCGCGCAAUUCUCAUGACUGCCUCGCAGCUCGCGUCUUACGAUACCUUCAAGCGCAUGUGUAUUGAGAAGGCCGGCAUGGCUGAUAAUCUGGGUACACAUUUCACGGCCUCGUUCAUGGCUGGCUUCGUUGCUACCACUGUCUGCAGCCCCGUGGACGUGAUCAAGACUCGCAUUAUGACCGCUUCUCAUGCGGAGGGUGCUAGUCAUAAUAUCGUUACUCUUCUGCGUGAUAUCUGCCGCAAGGAAGGCCUGGGAUGGACUUUCCGUGGCUGGGUGCCUAGCUUCAUCCGUCUUGGUCCCCAUACCAUUGCCACAUUCCUCUUCCUCGAGGAGCACAAAAAGCUCUACCGCAAGCUGAAGGGCAUUUAA
This is a messenger RNA of Penicillium concentricum, 945 nucleotides long. RefSeq lists its product as uncharacterized. The record is from RefSeq and is a predicted model, not a curated record. Gene Ontology annotation, molecular function: sulfate transmembrane transporter activity; succinate transmembrane transporter activity; oxaloacetate transmembrane transporter activity. The coding region runs from base 1 to 945 and encodes 314 amino acids. Gene Ontology annotation, biological process: phosphate ion transmembrane transport; mitochondrial transport; malate transmembrane transport. The transcript has 4 exons. NCBI's taxonomy places the organism in Eukaryota, Fungi, Ascomycota, Eurotiomycetes, Eurotiales, Aspergillaceae. Gene Ontology annotation, cellular component: mitochondrial membrane.